AUGCCUCUCAAACGCCCCAAUUCGCCGACCCAGCGAUCGACCUCCUCUUCCAAAUCGCAAACGCCCUCAGAAAUACAAAUAUCUCCACCCAAGAAACCCAGGCUCUCUGCACCUCCCUCGACGACCAGCGCCAGCGACGCUCUCAAAGGCCUCAAGGUCCACAUCCUAGACGCAAAGCUCGACAGCGCCGCCAUCGCCGAGAUGCUCGCCCUCCUCGCGCGCUGCGGGGUGAAGGCGUGCCAGACCGCGGACGCGGCGGACGUAGUCGUGACGGCGGUCACCAUGCGGAAGCGGCUGGAGAGGCAUAUGGACUGGGAGACGGCUAAGACGAAGUGCGUGGUUACGCCGGAAUGGCUGCGCCGCUCCGUGAGGGACGGGAAAGCCGCUCCGUGCGAGGAGUACGCCGCCGUGGAAGAUCUGCGGCGCACGACGACCAUCGCCAGCCGCGAAUCCGACAGCAGCGCCCGCUCUCCGACCCGCGCCGCCCUGUCCCUCGACAAGCCGUCGCCCCCGCGUGUACCGGCACACCUCCUCCCGCCCGCCCCGCCGCCGGCGUUCGACGCCGCGUCGCUCGACUCUGGCGCGCGCUUCUCGUGCCUGCGCGCGUCGCCCCUCGUCUGCGCGAACCAGGGCUUGUGCGAGCAGCUCGACGUCAUGCGCCGCGCGCGCGAGCUGGAAGGCGAGGAGCGGAGCGCGUUGAGCUAUCGGCGCGCGCUCUCGGUGCGUCCUUAUCCGCGCAAGAUCUCGUCAACGCGCGAUGUGCAGAAACUGCCGUAUAUCGGCGAGAAGCUUCUCACGAUGGUCGAGCAAUAUAUGACGACCGGCCAGAUCGUCGAAGUCCAGUCUACGCUGGCCUCGCCGCGAUUCCACGCGCUUGAGGCGUUGUCGACCGUUUAUGGCAUCGGGACCACGACCGCGCGCAAUCUGUACGCGCUGGGGCUGCGCACGGUCGAGGACCUGCACAAAUACUACGAAGUGAGGGUUCCGUGUGGGGACGGGGACGAUUCUGCAGCUGCGGCGGAUGAGCCUGGGCAGGCGCUGCUGCGGGGCGCGGUGAUCGACGCGGAGGAGGACGGGGAGGAGCCCUGGAUGAAGAUCGCGUUGGGUUUGAGAGAGGAUCUGGGCAAGAAGAUACCGCGAUCUGAGGUGGAGGAGAUCCAUCGUGUGAUCGUUUCUGAGGUGGAGGUGGUCCAGCCGGGAUGUGUGAGCACGAUCGUCGGCGGCUAUAGGCGUGGAAAGCCAGAGAGCAACGACGUGGAUAUCGUGUUCACGCAUCCGGACGGUGAUCAGGCGAAGGGGCUCUGCAAGCGCGCGAUGGCAUGGCUGCAUCAAAAAGGCGAGCUCGUCUCACCUCGCUUUUUGCUCUGGAUCCUCAAACGGCGAACGAUCUUCCACGCCCACAACGCACUGCGCACGACGCACUGGGACUCGCUCGAAAAGGCGCUCACGGUGUUCGUUCUCCCGAGCGCGGACUCGGGGGGGCCGCGUCGUCUCCGUCGGAGGGUGGACUUUAUCUUCGCGCAGCCGGAGACGUAUUGGACGGCGAUCGUCGGCUGGACGGGCUCGACGAUGUUCGAGCGCGAUUUGCGGUAUUGGGCGAAGGGACGGUGGGUCGGUCUGAAGUUCGAUAGCUCUGGGAUCACUCGGCGGCGCGAUUCGAGGCUCAUAUAUCCGCGCACGGAGAAGGAGGUUUUCGACACGCUGGGUCUGCCUUGGAUUGACCCUACGAUGCGCAACGCGGAUCUCUAAGAUGUUCUUAUUCUUAUUUUUAUUUUUAAUUCUUAUUUGUUUUUCACUUGGGGUGGUCGUGUCGACGGCCUUCAAUAUCAUGUCGCUCGAUGCAGAUAUCGUUCAUCAUGGCGGCUAGUGGCUGCGUGAUGCCCGCCUCGAAGUCGCAGUCGCUUGACAAAUGGAUGCGGAUAAGCCAUCCGCGGCGGCGCGCGCAUUCUUUUCUCCAGAUCACUCCACAGGCGGUGCAUUGCGAUGAAAGCAAAUAGUGUUCCGAUUGGAUCAGCCCUGUUCAAGGACGCGGUGCUUUCUUCCAGUACAAGCUAGUGCAAGGGAGUAGAAGCAAGUUGAGGCACUGUUGAGGCCAUGGAAGGGGCGGAGCUGGGAGGACUUUCUCGGAGUGUGGGGAUCUGUGGAGUGGUUUUCCAGUUACAAGGGUGGUGGGAACGGCGUCUGGGCUCUGCAUCAUAGGGUAGCUCGAGUAUCUCCUGCAGACCGCCGAGGGUCGCAAAAAUGCUACUGAAUUGUCUGUCUGC
Messenger RNA from Heterobasidion irregulare TC 32-1, 2264 nucleotides. RefSeq lists its product as uncharacterized. The coding region runs from base 1 to 1749 and encodes 582 amino acids. Gene Ontology annotation, molecular function: DNA-directed DNA polymerase activity; DNA binding. Lineage: Eukaryota; Fungi; Basidiomycota; Agaricomycetes; Russulales; Bondarzewiaceae. The transcript is spliced from 12 exons. Gene Ontology annotation, cellular component: nucleus. The record is from RefSeq and is a predicted model, not a curated record. Gene Ontology annotation, biological process: double-strand break repair via nonhomologous end joining.